Molecule: messenger RNA, 4015 nt
Organism: Syngnathoides biaculeatus (alligator pipefish)
Lineage: Eukaryota; Metazoa; Chordata; Actinopteri; Syngnathiformes; Syngnathidae
Gene: arhgap12b
Product: Rho GTPase activating protein 12b
Exons: 18
Coding region: 247-2766 (839 amino acids)
Biological process (GO): signal transduction; regulation of GTPase activity
Cellular component (GO): cytoplasm
Molecular function (GO): protein binding
Source: RefSeq, a predicted model, not a curated record
GCGGGGGAUUGUGAACCCAGCGAACAGCUUGCAGGUCCGCAAAAGCAACUCGGCGCUGUCCGCAUUCAUUUAGGGACACACACACACACAAAAAAAAACUUCCUCUACAAUCACGUUUCAGGCCCACUAAGAGACGACAUUUGAGUUCGGCAAGCCCAGCAGUUCCCUGGUCAGACAUGAAGUGCCCCGCAGGCCUGGAACGCUGAGCAGCUGAGUUCGGCAUUAAAACCACUCGAGCUGACAGCCAUGGCUGACAGAGAUGGACUUCCUAUCACACCUGGUCAAGUCUACGUUGAGGUGGAAUAUGACUAUGAGUACAAGGCCAAAGACAAGGUGGUCACCAUCCGGCAGGGGGAGUGCUACAUGCUAGUGAAGAAAACCAAUGAGGACUGGUGGCAGGUGAGGAAGGAUGAGGGCACAAAGGCUUUCUACGUGCCAGCCCAGUAUGUCAGAGAGGUGCGGCGGGCUCUGAUGCCCCCUCAGAAGCCCAACUUGAGGGCCAAGCCUACUGUUCUUGAUAUCUGCAUGGCAUCAAAUGAGAACCUUAACCGGCCACAGCCAGAAAUGUCCAGUUUUGGGCGUCCGUCGCCUUCAUCCACGCCGUCACCUUCCUCAGACCGUGUCACACCGCCGGGUCUGCCCAAGGAUGCUAACCAGAAUUUGGGAAGUCCCCAUCAUUGCAAGGUGGUGGCCGAACUGGUGCUUCUUCAUAACAACAACAAUUCAACUCUGCCGCGGAGUCGAGCCGACUCGCCUCCGAUCAAAGAAGAGAACAACCACAGCAGAAGUCCAGAAAGUGACAAGAGCUCCCCACAAUGUGACAUACCAGGAAAUGGCCUUAGCAAGCUCCGCAAUGACUCUGAGUCGGGUGAUGAGCUCAGCAGCAGUUCAACAGAACACAUGCAGACUACAUCACCGACGGGUCAGGGCAGAUCGGACUCCCCUGUCUACACUAACCUCCAGGAGCUCAAGAUCUCUCAAUCCAGUCUGCCGCCUGUCCCCUCGGGCUCACCUCUUCACAUCCUCGGCGACUGGGAGACCCACAAAGACUUAAGUGGCAGACAUUUUUACUACAACCGAGCCACAGGGGAGCGCACGUGGAAACCGCCGCGAACACGGGACACCAGCGGCAGCACCAGCAGCUUCCGAGGAGAAAACCAAGGCACGGCAGAGAGCGAGCUGCUGUCUUCUGAAGAGAACUGCCAUAGUACUCAUUCCAGCCAGUCUGACAGCCAGUAUGGGUCGCCCCCAAGAGGCUGGUCAGAGGAGCUUGAUGAGCACGGACACACCCUUUACGUCUCAGAGUACACACAAGAGAAGUGGAUAAAGCACAUUGAUGAGCAAGGCCGACCUUAUUACUACAACGUGGAUGGAUCCAGGUCUGAAUGGGAAUUACCAAAGUACAACAUCUCCCCUCAGUCCAGUGAGGCCCCCAAGAGUCGGAGCCUGGAGAGGAAGCAGCCGGAUCCCAUCAUCCUCACCAAGUGGCGACACAGCACAUAUGUCCUUGAUCACAACGACAAGGAGUGUGCUCCGGCGCCCAAGCAGAGCUCUCCCGACUCUGACUCCUGCCCAUCAUCUCCUAAGCGCCCCUUGACCCCAUCAGAGAAGUGCGGGGUCCUGAAUGUCACCAAAAUCACAGAGAAUGGGAAGAAAGUCAGGAAGAACUGGGCAUCAUCAUGGACGGUGUUACAAGGCUCCUCGCUCCUCUUUGCAAAAGGUCAAGGAGGAAGCACUAGCUGGAAGUUUGGCAGCAACCAAUCGAAGCCGGAGUUCACGGUUGACUUGCGCGGGGGUUCGGUGGAAUGGGCUUCCAAGGACAAGUCCAGCAAGAAGCACGUCAUUGAGUUGAAGACACGUCAGGGGACGGAACUGUUGAUCCAGUCUGAAAUCGACAGUGUCAUCAACGACUGGUACCGGGCCCUGACUGAGGCCAUUAACACGCAUCUGUGGGAGUCUGAUGAGGCCAUCGAAGAGGAUAUGCCAGAAUCUCCUGGAGCUGAAAAACACGACAAAGAGAAAGAUCAGCGAGACUCUAAGAAGAAUAGAGUUGUGAUGAAGACUUCUGUCAGUAUGGACUCAUCAGACCAGAAAAAGACGCGGCUGAAGCUCAAGAAGUUCUUAACACGUCGACCUACGUACCAGGCCGUCAGAGACAAAGGCUACAUCAAAGAUCAAGUUUUUGGUUGCAGUCUCAGUAACCUCUGCCAGCGGGAGAACACAUCUGUGCCCAAAUUUGUGAAAAUGUGUAUUGACCAUGUGGAGAACACAGGUCUGAGUAUCGAUGGCUUGUAUCGAGUCAGCGGGAACCUGGCGGUGAUCCAGAAGCUACGCUUUGCUGUGAACCAUGAUGAGAAGGUGGAGCUGGAUGACAGCAAAUGGGAGGACAUCCAUGUCACGACAGGAGCACUCAAGAUGUUCUUCAGGGAACUUCCUGAACCGCUCUUCACUUACGGAUCCUUCAAUGACUUUGUUAAUGCAAUCAAAUGUUCUGACUACAAGCAGAGAGUAAACUCAAUCAAAGACCUGAUCAAGAAGUUGCCAAAACCGAACCACGACACAAUGCAAGUCCUCUUCAAACACCUGCGCAGGGUGAUAGACCACGGCGAAGCCAACCGCAUGACCACGCAGAGUGUGGCCAUUGUUUUCGGACCCACGCUCCUCCGGCCCGAGACGGAAACGGGCAACAUCGCGGUCCACAUGGUCUACCAGAACCAGAUCGUGGAGCUCAUAUUGCUCGAGUACGAAAGCAUCUUUGGCAGGUAGAGAGAGAGAGAGGGGCUCCAGACAUUUUGCCCCCGCCAUCUGUUUUUUUUUUUUUUUUUUUGGCUGUUUUUGACUGAAGUCAGUGUUGCUGUGGACCUGGCAGCUGGAAAAUCCAACAAUUUGUUGACAUGAACGUUUACACAAGCAUGCACUUACCAGUUAUGGAGUAGAAAUUGAAUUUCAAGGGGAACAGUUCCCUCACCUUUCCGUUCCGCUGCCGUUCAAUUGCGGAGGACGAACUUUCAGAUGACCUCUUGUGAUUUGGUGAAUUUGGAGUAUUCAGGUUUUUUUUUUUUUUUUUUUGUUUUGUUUUGUUUUUGGUGCCGCAGUCACUGAUUCCUGUAAAAACCUCCUUGUGUCUGGGAGAGUUAACAGAUGCUGCUCCGGUGGCGUUGAAAGGCAGAUGCAAACCUCGUGAUGUUGCCUGAACUGUGUUGGUCUUCUGUGUCGUGGCGCUUCGUCUGUGACGCCGGUAAUGCCAUAAAUUGGUGUUGUGUUAAUAGGCCGACGUUUUUUGUUGUCGUCGUUGUUGUUGUUGUUUGUUUUUUUUGCACUUGGCUGAACUGGAGCAGCGUUUCACAUUGUGCCCCCAUGAAACCCCACCCUCACCCUUCAAGUGUUAACCCCGACUGAGGGGCCAAAAACAGUGUUUGUUCACGGGCGUGAAUUAAAACCUGCACAGCAGCAUCUUUCGUCUUGCCACUUUUGUACAGAAAUGUGUCGUGUCAACGUGCUACGGUGAAGUCUGCGCUGUCUGUGCUCCUUUGAAAUCAAAUAUGUGUCAAUUUGGUUUGUCCCGCGGCAGGAUGCAGCACCGAGGUCCUGCGGUUUCUUUUAAAACCACGGCGAGUUGUGCGAUGUUGCGUUCUGCGCUGACGAGCCUCCACUAAGCUAAUGUUGAAGUGUUCCGACGGGGGAGCGUGGGGGCGUUACCGAGAGGGAUUCGUGGCCUGUAUGGAAGCCUUUUAAGACAUUUCAGAAUUCAUUGACUCUGGCGGAAGCUAGUUGUCACAAAGUGUUCUAGUGACUGAAGUUUGUGUGUAUAGUUGAUUUUUUUUUUUUUUUUUUUCCCCAGGUUGUACAUUUGAAUUAAAAUAUGACAAAAAUACAGAUUGUGGAAAAAGAUAAGAAAAAAAAAGACUGCUCCUUCUGUUCCUGCAGUGUUUACGUGUGAUGAGCUGCACAUUUGAAUGUAAUUUUUCAGGCUAACUGCUGUUUGUGAAAUUGCUGUCUAAUAAUAAAAAAAAAA